Eleginops maclovinus (Patagonian blennie) is the source of this 1934-nucleotide messenger RNA. It is a transcript of the gene il22ra2, whose product is annotated as interleukin 22 receptor, alpha 2. Gene Ontology annotation, biological process: cytokine-mediated signaling pathway. The transcript is spliced from 7 exons. Bases 128 to 787 code for a protein of 219 amino acids. Gene Ontology annotation, cellular component: plasma membrane. NCBI's taxonomy places the organism in Eukaryota, Metazoa, Chordata, Actinopteri, Perciformes, Eleginopidae. Gene Ontology annotation, molecular function: protein binding; cytokine receptor activity. The record is from RefSeq and is a predicted model, not a curated record.
GACUUCUAAACCCUCUCACCUGGAGGUGGGGGUCAGUGAAUGCAUCAUCAGGGGAAGUUGACGGGACGUUAAAGGUCGCCGUGUUUCUCGCAGCAUCAGUUGUGUCUCGUCCUCCAACAUCAACACCAUGACCCGUCUGCUGCUGGGAGCCAUGCUGCUGGGGAACCUGGUAGUCUGCUGCAACGCCCCAGCUCCAGAGAUGCUCUCCAAACCCACCAAGGUGAGGUUUGACUCCGUGGACUACAAAAACGUUGUGCUCUGGACUCCGCCCACCAACAGCAGUUCACUGCAGUACUACGUCCAGUGGAAGAUUUAUGGCGAGGAUGAGUGGUUGGAUGUGGACAGCUGUCAGAGGAUCCAGAAGCCUCAGUGUGACCUCAGCGCCCUGACCUCUGACCUCAGAGAGUGGUAUUACGCCAGAGUGCACGCCUCCUCUCCCCCUGCCAGCAAAUCAGCCUGGACUCUCUCCCCGAGGUUCAGCCCGCGCGGGGACACCAAAAUCAGCUCUCCUUUAUUGCGGCUGAACUCCACGGAGCAAGGCAUUGUGGUCCGUCUGAAGCCCCCCAGGCUGCUCGUCAGGAAGAUGCACAACAGUCUGCAAUACAAGAUCUACCUCAUACACAGCAGUGGAGAAGAGAAGGUGUUUGAUGUGGACUGCCGCUCCAAAAAGCUGACCCUGAAGGAUCUGAAGACCAAGACCAAAUACUGCCUCCAAGCCCAGACCCUGAUCCCUGCGCAGACCAAGAGCAGCGCUCGGAGCGCCCUGAAAUGUUUCACCACACUCUGACCACACAGACAAACGACCCACGUGACACUGAAUGCCUCCCAUCAGUUCAGCUUCUAUCAUCCAUCACUACCUCGAAAGCUGCUUCUAUAAAUACCUGCGCCAAUGAGAGAUGGGCUUUAUGCCCCAAAGCAUCAGGGAUCUGACAUGUUGAAAUGCAUAGGACCUGAAUGAUCUGCAUCCAGGAUCCAUCGUUUUGAUUUAAAUAAAUGUUGUUUGUGGAAAUUAAUCAGAAAUAGCUGUAUGAUAAAAUAUUCCAACUUGAGUUACACUCCCUAGCUUUUUUUUUCUCAGUGAAUUAUUAAGCAAACUCCACCUGCAAAUGAUGCGAGAUCAAGCUAGUCAGAGGACCUUGAAUUAGGAUUAUUUAUUUGAUUUUGGAGUAGAUAUGUCGUUUCAACACAUAAUGUACUGGUUGGUUUUGUAUGCAAUUCACACGAGCUGUAUGUAGCCAUCUUAACAUGUAUAUAAAGUGAAAAAAAGCACUGCCCGGCCAAAAAAAAAGGUCACACUCUAAUAUUCUUUGGACCGCCUUCAGCUUUGAUUACGGCACGCAUUCGCUGUGGCAUCGUUUCCACCAGCUUCUGCAACAUCACAACAUUUAUUCUGUCCUGCAUAAAUUUUUCGCCAAGAUCUUGUAUUGAUGACGGGAGAUUCAGACCACUGUGCAAAGUCUUCUCCAGCACAUCCCAAAGAUUCUCAAUCGGGUUCAGGUCUGGACUCUGUGGUGGCCAAUCCAUGUGUGAAAAUGAUGUCUCAUGCUCCCUGAACCACUCUUUCACAAUUUGAGCCCGAUGGAUCCUGGCAUUGGUCAUCUUGGAACAUGCCCGUGCCAUCAGGGAAGAAAACAAUCCAUGGCUGGAAUAACCUGUAUACCAGUAUAUUCAGGUAGUCAGCUGACCUCAUUCUUUGGGCACAUAACGUUGCUGAACCUUGACCAGACCAACUGCAGCAACCCCAGAUCAUAGCCCUGCCCCCCCACAGGCUUGUGACCUGUUUUUUGGCCGGGCAGUGUAUUAUAUAUAUAUUAAUACAGCAUUAACUUGAAGCCACCAGUCAACAUUUCACAACACUAUUCAGAGGCAAUACUUUGAACUCCUGUUUUUUUUGUUCAUGUGUUACAAAUAAAAGCCAAAUAUUGCAAGUGUCA